UGCAACCCUGUUCUUGGUCCCCCCACCCUCGGUUUCACAUGGAAUGGCUGUGCCGCAGCCAGCCCCGGCCAUUGCUUCCACUUCCCACUGUCUGCCACCCUGCUGCUUUCUGAAUUACGAGUUUUGCCUGGCAUGGCUGGCUGAUUUUCCUUCAUCCGUCAAUAUUAUUUUCCCAUGACUUUGAUUUAUCGACCUCUAUCCAGCGUUGGCAAAUUCCAAAGGUGAAUUUGUCGCUGAAAUUUCUGAUUGUUUUCUCUCUCAACGCAUCAGGACCUGUCGUCCUUGGUUCUAUGUGCAACUGAGGAUCUGCAGCGACUGAUGAAUCCCCUGCCUACUCGCGGCACGCUGACAAUAGUGACAGCCAAUGGCGAAAAUGCCUCAUUGCAGCAGAUGCUCUACCCUGUUGCACCUGAGACACCGGUAUGCAAUGUGUCCCGAUCAUGAUGAGAACUACUAAGGGCGGUAUGUUCCAUCCUCGGCCGGUUGAGGGGGAACAUGGUUUGGAUGGCACAAUCUCAGCAGCCUCGGUGCUGCUGUAUUGUGAUAUCUCAUGAUCUCAAUGUGGGGCCUGCAAGCCUCCAGCAAGCAGCUACGGCAGCGACGAAGAUAGCUGCCUGUGUCGGCGUCCUCAUUGGCUCCCUGGAAUGGGCCUGGUCCUCCAAGCGAUAGGGAGACGCUGCGUCGCGAAACCAACGGGCUCCUUCCUCCCUCUCUCCCUGACCUCGCCCCCGGAUCCCAGAGCUCGCAAAACCGCGCCACACCGCACGCUGGCAUGCUUCCAGCCUGUUGUGACGGUGCCCCAUUGACGGCCCCUGUGAUUCCGCUGAGACAGGAGCGAAAUGAAGGGGGGACGCGACACCAUUCAGGAUAUGUCAUUUUGAGGGUGCCGUGCCGCAAAGGAUGCACGGUCAAUGGGGCUGAGUGAGGCCGGGUAUUGCCCCGGCUGUUCCUGGUGUAGUCUGGACAGCGCAGGCUCAGCUGAGGCCUCGCGUACAAGAGCCGGAAGCGCGUUUCUUGCAGAUCGCGAUGGGCUGAUGUGGUUCAUCAAGAUGGAUCGCACUGCGCCGCGGAGAUGGCAUGCCAUUUCUAGUCCAGACUGAUCGAGCGGAGCCCUCUAUCCAGGUGAGGAGCGGCUGAGAUGGCGAGAUUGAAGGAUAUGGCAGCAGUUUUCUUUGAAGCGAUAUUAUGAAUGGCAGGACGGCGGCACUCGCGAUGAACGAUUUUCCUACCGCUAUUUCAGAAGCUUAUAGGACUAUUGCUGGGGAUGGUAGGGAGAUCUGGGACUUGCUUGAUUAGUGAGCUAAGGGCUCAGAUGAAUUCCUUCAGGGGGGCUUUAACUAAAAGGUUGACCACAGCUUUAUUAAAACAUGAGCCCGGGCUACUAGAGAAGGUUUCAAAUCCGACCUCGUACCUUGAGAGCUCUUCUGUAGCUUGACCGCUGCAGCGGGCAGGCAUACCAAAAUGAGCCCCGGCCACGAGCUUCCCCUGGCCACAAGCUUCCCCCAGGCACAAACCUAACCGGGCCAUGAGCCUCCCCUGGUCUUGAGCUUCCCCAGGCCACGAGCUUCCCUAGGCAGUGCUUUGAAUGCGAAUUGAGUCCGGAAAGAAGAGUUGGGUGAUCGCUCAUUUGAUGUUGAGGUUUUUCAUUCUCUCAUUUACUAAAUCGGAGAGCCUGUGGAGGAUGCUUUCCUCUUUCAACCAGUUGAGGAAAUUUUUCUUGCGUUUAUGUGGCCCUCAUCCUCGCGUGACUGACAGAGAGUACUGGAAUCAUCAUAGUCUUCCAGAGCCCGUA
Messenger RNA from Coccidioides immitis RS, 1792 nucleotides. RefSeq lists its product as uncharacterized. The transcript has a single exon. The record is from RefSeq and is a predicted model, not a curated record. Bases 505 to 669 code for a protein of 54 amino acids. Lineage: Eukaryota; Fungi; Ascomycota; Eurotiomycetes; Onygenales; Onygenaceae.